CCUAAACCCCUUUCGAACAAAAUGCUCUCGCCUGCGCAGAGGCACCUCUCUUCAGCUUCUUUUCGUUGCUCUGAAAUCUGAAUCCCUAGAACCCUUUCGAGGCACCUCUCUUCUUCUCGUUGCUCUGAAUCCGGCUAUCUUUGGCGAAGGCGGAAACCUGAGUUGCUGCUCUGUGGCCGCUGAUUCUUAGCUCGAGGAACUGGGUUGGUGAAUAACUCCAUGGGUGGGCAUUGUCCAGCUUGAGCAUCGAUUCGGUGUCGAUUGGAGAGAACUGGGUCGUCGGCGAAUAACUCCUCGCCUUCUCCUACUCCAUAUUCUGUUCUGAACUUGCCGCCUUUGUUCAAUGGAAUCUCAGGACAGUGAGAUACCAUUAUCACAAAAUGUUUCAUCUAGUGUUGCUCGUCCUAGAAGUGGGCACUCCAAAAGCACCAGUAUUCCGCCUAGACAUCCUGCAACGUCUUCCUCCACUUUUGCACCAUCUUCCGGUACCACCACAGUACCCAAUGCUCAAACAGAAGGUGGGGGGACAACGUCAAAAAAAAGGAAAGACAGAUCUGAUGUUUGGAGACAUUUCACACACUUGGAGAUGGAUGGAGUGAAAAAAGCUCGACAAGUACUUGAAAACGUUAAAAAAUGAGCUUGCAAUUUUAUUCAUGACCUUCAAAAGAGCAAGACAUAAAUGACGAUUACCAAAAAUCGAAUUCAAGUUUGUACA
Messenger RNA from Linum tenue, 715 nucleotides. The record is from the annotation of a GenBank genome assembly. NCBI's taxonomy places the organism in Eukaryota, Viridiplantae, Streptophyta, Magnoliopsida, Malpighiales, Linaceae.